ACUUAGGCGGCCUCCAGGGUGAGCUUUCGUUAGAAGCCCCCUGGAAACUUUCCAGGGAACCUAUAAUACCCAGUGCAAUCAGGAGAAAAGCUGACAAUCACUCAUAAAUUCUGCCAAAGUCCACCUCCGGAGGGAAGAAAUUUAAACACCUGUAUCUGCCAAGUGUCUGCAAACAUGAGUAUAACAACUUGUUGUGUACAUUUCUUGUUGUGCUUAUUUGUUCUUGUAGACCACUGUGAAAAUAUAUAACUGUUUGUUGUAUUUGUUUGUUGUGAGUUGUGUAGAGCCUUUAGGAACCUCUGAGGGAAAGCCAAAGGGGAUGGAGCUGUGGACAGGAACCCCAGGUUGCUGGGCUAUUGGCCUGUCAGAGACUGUCAGAAGCGUGUGUCAGUAGAGCAUCGCACCCCUGAAAAUGCUGGAAGAAAAACCAAUGGUCCCCUUGAUGAGUCUUCAGGGAGUCAAACACAGGGAGGAACUGGCAUGCAGGAACAGGCACUUACACAGGCAGACGUCCAAGACAAGAAAUUUCCAAGGAAAUGCUAUUUCUUACAUUGAUAAGAAUGUAUGGAAAUCAUACCGUUGGACUGAGAAAUUAAUUCUCAGUGAAAAUCAUUUGACCGAAUUACAUAAAGAUUCAUUUGAAGGCCUGCUAUCCCUCCAGUAUUUAGAUUUAUCCUGCAACAAAAUCCAAUUUAUUGAAAGAGGUACCUUUGAAUCACUACCAUUUCUGCAGUAUGUAAAUCUUGGUUGCAAUUUAAUCACUGAACUGAGCUUCGGAACGUUUCAGGCGUGGCAUGGAAUGCAAUUUUUACACAAGGUAAUUCUCAAUCGUAAUCCUCUGACAACUGUUGAAGAUUCAUAUCUUUAUAAAUUGCCAGCAUUAAAAUAUCUAGACAUGGGAACAACACAAGCCCCACUUACAACAGUCGAGAACAUCCUCAUGACAACUCUUGAGUUGGAAAAACUGAUCUUACCUAGCCAUAUGGCCUGCUGCCUCUGCCAAUUUAAAAAUAAUAUUGAGGUUGUCUGCAAGACAGUGAAGCUACAUUGUGAUGCAUGUAUAGGAAACAGCACAGAAGAUUGUUUUGAAGAAGCAAGUGUAGGAAAUGCGGAGGGAGCGCUCAUGAAGGUAUUACAGGCUCGGAAGAAGCACACGAGCACCGAGCUGACCAUUGAGCCAGAGGUAUCCGCAAAUAAAAAUGGCGUCGGCUUGUCAGGCUUCACGAGUGACCAGAUGGACUUCAAUGAUGAAAGCGAUGUCAUUAGUGCACUUAAUUACAUAUUGCCUUAUUUCUCAGAGGGAAAUCUAGAAGAUGUAGAAUCAACAUUAUUACCAUUCAUUAAACUGCUUUUCUCAAAUGUGCAGGAAGGAGAGAAGCCCCUAAGUCAUAUGAAAAACAAUACAAAGGCUCAGCCUCUUGAACCUGGACCCAGCAAUUCAGCUUACAAAAAUAAACUGAGGAAGCUCUAUUUCCUGGAAAAUUUCUUAGAUGCAGAAAUUCAAGAAAAAAUCGAUGAGGUUAAAAAGAAAGAAAAAACUGCCAUGCUUAUGCAGUCUGGCCUUUUAGGUCCCAAACUUAAACGCCGAAUCUUUCCCCAAAAAGUGGCAACUGCUGAAUCACAGGAAAAUAGCCUGACAGAGAGUGAGAGUGGAGACAGGGGGCUGAAGAAAGUGACGCUAUUCCUCAAAGGGCCCAAGCGCCUACGGAGAAAGCUCUUACAGGAGGCAAGAAUCAAGAGGAAACAGGGUACCUGGCCGACAGCGAAGAAAGUGGCCGAAGAAAGAACGCUUGGGAAACCAAUCCCGAGUGAAAUGACACAGUUUGACGUGGUGCAGAGGCCUCGGAAGUUUGUGGGAAGCUCCUUCCACACCGAGCCUUCCUUCACGCAGACGCACAAGGCUGCGGUCUCUUCUUUCUUCAAACAGUAUAUUGGCAUGCCUUCUACUUCUGCCACCUCAAAAUCCCUACCUGAGGUUAAAAAACAAUCAAAAGACAUGAGCGACACCAUUUUUGUUUUAGAAGAUGCAAAUGCUAGAGUUAAAAGUAUGGAAGCUGGUAAACCAAUUGUACAUUCUAGAAGAAAAUACCGCUUUCAUAAACCUCAUUCCCAUGUGGCCCACAGAACACCUGCGGCCAAACUAAGUCAAAAGUUUAGAAAAGAAACAGUGUUCCAUGGACAGAUGCCUGUAAAGCGGCCUCCAUUCUCUGCAGUAAGGAGCCUUAUAAAUUCCCCGUCACAUGGGGUUUUUCCACCUUCAGAAGAGCUGAGUCCUCAGGAGAAUCCUUUUCCAGAAUCACUUGCUCCUUCAGAAUCUGUUACAGAAAUCACUACUGUAUCCCCUCUAGGAAAUGGUAUUGAAGAAAACAGUUUUAUGGAAAACACUGCUAUACCUGAAGAAACUAUGUCUGAAAGUACAAAUGAUAAGAAUCCUUCCGCUAUAGAUUCCACUGGGACUGCGUUCUUAAUACCGACUGUUAAACAAAUCAGUGAAACUCUGUGGGAAUACCACAACACGGGCACUGACUUACCCAACAUGGAAAAAAGCUUCACUUACCCAUUGCUCGCGUCCCCGGGUGAUCAAUUUGAAAUGCAGCUAAACCAGCAGCUCCGAUCCCUCAUCCCCAACAACGACGUGAGAAGGCUCAUUUCUCACGUUAUCCGGACUUUGAAAAUGGACUGCUCUGAGACCCAUGUGCAACUGGCCUGUGCCAAGCUCAUCUCUAGAACAGGUCUCCUGAUGAAGCUUCUGAGUGAGCAGCAAGAAGUAAAAGUAUCCAAGGCAGAAUGGGAUACGGAUCAGUGGAAGAGUGAGAACUACAUCAAGGAGAGCACAGAAGCCCAGGCUGAACAGAAAGAGCAGGAGUCAAGUGAGCUCACUAAAGGAGUUCCAGGAUAUGGCUAUAACAACAAACUCAUCUUGGCAAUAUCUGUGACUGUAAUAGUGAUGAUUUUGAUUAUAAUUUUCUGUCUUAUUGAGAUUUAUUCUCAUAGAAGAGCAGCAAGGACAGAUGUAGAAUCAGGCUCAGUCCCAAGGAGGGGCUUUUUUGACUUUCUGCAUAGGAGAUGCUCAUCGCAGAGUGAAAGCCAGGAGGGCUUUUUCUGGUUAAGGUGUCCACUUUGGCUUAGGGAUAUGUACAGACCUCUCAAUGCCACACGCAAGAAAAACAUGGCCCAGAAGCUUCACGACAAGGAGUCUUCUGAUGAGGAAGAGAUUUACAAGAGGGAUGCAGGGGAGCGCAUAUCAACAGCAACACCUGUGGAUUCGGCUGCUGAAGGUGGUGAGGAAAGUGAGACCGCGCCAGAAGGGGAGGACGAAGAGUGAUCCAGCCUGCCUAAGGCCACCUGCAAACUGUACUUUCUAAUGUUGGCAUCUCGGCAUUGCUUGUAAGAUACUUAUUAUUCACACACAAAAAAUGUAUACAGUCUAUUGUCAAUUCCAGCCAGCUGGUAAGAAACUUAAAUGUUAAUAGUUAAAUAUUUAUACACGCAAAACAAGGGCCAGAGUAAAGAAAAGCAGGACUGAAGCCAGAGACUGUCAAGCUGGCCAACACCUCCACAAGCGGCAUUGUGGGCAGAGGACGCACGGGGGCUCCCCCACCUCAUUUCCCAGUCUAGUCAGUCUCCGGGAAGCUGAAAAUACAUCAUCCUGGAGAGAGGGAGCCAAUUUCUAAAUCAAAUACAGUUGUUCUGGGGCUCUCUCCCCUUGUCCAUUAAGAACCAGUCCUUUACAACAUACUUGACCUCUUGCCCUGAGGGGACCUUCCACCUGCUGCCACCUCUCAGAGGGUGGGUGGGGUUGCCAGAAAUGUUUGGAUCACUAAGCCGACCUGCACUGUUGCAUCAAGUCCUCUGUUUUCUCCCAUGCUCCCAAAUUCAUGCGUGAAUGUGUGUCCUUUACCCUUUAAAUCUGGUGGAAAAUUCAAAAAUUUUUUUUUGUUGGUUUUUUCUUUUUAAAAAUCUCAACCCUUGGAUAGCUACUAGGCCAAUUCACUGUCCCUCAGAUGGUUGGAGGGCCAGACUAUAGUUUAAAAAAAAAAAAAAACUUAACAAAUUCCUAUGCACACUGCACAUACCUUAUUUUGAAGUACAAAAACAAAACGGGGACAAAUACAAUCACACCGCUUCUUGUGGCCCGCGGGCCGCAAUUUGAGGAUGCCUGGUCUAGGGAGAUAGAGAAGUAGAACCCAUGCUUGCCAGUGAAGAGUCAACAAUGACAAUAAUACUGGGGAUGAUGGCUGCUACAGUUUAUUAGGCACCAGCUUGGGCCAGCAUAAUACGAAGCUCUUUAGUUACACUGUUAAGUCACAAGGACCAAAACGCCACAUGCCAGCUCAAACUCUGCAAGGGCGUGGAGUGUUAUGAGUGUUGGACAUAAACAGGAAGCUAACAGUAAACCAAGACUAGAGAUCUUGUACUGCUGGGCCUCCCAGACUCUGGGCCAGGAUUCCAGGCAAAUCCAGGUUCCUAUUUUGUCACAAUUACAUUAUUUCCAAUUGGGUACACAAAGUGAGACUUACGUAAAACACUAUCUCAACUUUGUACAAUACUUGUUAACCUCAAAUGCUACCGUACUGUACUUCUAUUUUUUGUUUUAGAGAUAGAGUCUCACUUUGUCACCCUUGGUAGAGUACCAUGGCAUCACAGCUCACAGCAACCUCCAGGUCUUGGGCUUAGGCGAUUCUCUGGCCUCAGCCUGCCGAGUAGCUGGGACUAUAGGCACCCGCCACAAUGCCCGGCUGUUUUUUGCAGUUUGGCUGGGGCCGGGUUCAAACCCUCCACCCUCGGUAUAUGGGGCUGGCGCACCCCCUACUGUACUUCUAAAUUAAAACUCCCCAAAGUGAGAUUCUACUUUGCCCAGCUCUUCAGUGAGACCUGAGAGGUAGAGAGAGGGGGACACAAGGCCAACAGCUACUAAAUGAAUGAAAAUCCUCACUGAUUCCUAUGAAAACUGUCAGAGAAAUGAGAAAUUUUAUAACAGAUGAAGAAAUGAGGCAAUAUAUGAUUAGAGCAAAAAUAAUACGGAAAAGAAAUGUAGCGGUUCGGAAGAAAGAAGGUUACAUGGCCUAGGGAAAAUCCUUGAAGAAAAUGGAAUUUUGCUGGAGGAUCCGUCUUUAGGUAGUUCACUCACUCACACACUGUAGGUAGUUCACUCACUCACACACUGGUGAGUUCUCGGAGGCUUCAGUUCCUCCAACGGGCCUGUGCACACGCUAUUUGAUUGAAGGUUCUCAUGACUUGAUGGUGGGCCUCCUCCAGAGUGAGUGGUCUAAGAGACAGAGACAGAGCCAGGCAGAAGUUAACCUUUUCAUGACCUAGCCUCAGAAGACCUCUGCCACAUAACAUGAAUAGAGGUCAGUCCCUAAAUGCGGCCCACAUUCAAGGGGAGGGAAUUUAGACUUCACCUUUCGGAGAAAGAAGAAUCAAAGAGCUUGUGGACUAUAUUAAAACUACUUGCAUAUACAAAAAAGCAAAAAAAAAAAAAAAGAAUGGAAGAGAAAGUAUCCAAUGUACUCAGCCCUACUAUGAAACUAAUUUAUGGCUUUCACAUGAAAGCUAUAACCCAGUUAUAACCUAAGAAUGGGGGAAAGGGAGGGGAGGGAGGGGGAGGUGGGUGGAGGGAGGAUGACUGGUGGGAUUACACCUGCGGUGCAUCUUAUAAGGGUAUAUGUGAAAUUUAGUAAAUGUAGAAUGAAAUUGUCUUAACACAAUAACUAAGAAAAUGCCAGGAAGGCUAUGUUAAUCAGUGUGAUGAAAAUGUGUCAAAUGGUGUAUAAAACCAGUGUAUGGUGCCCCAUGAUCGCAAUAAUGUACACAACUAUGAUUUAAUAAAAAAAAAAAAAAAUAGAGUAGAUGGAUGUGGCUGUUUGACAAGCAUGGAGGCAGCUUCUUCUGCCCCACCCUCCUUCAUGGACCAAGGAAGGAAGAGAAGAGCAGCGAGAACAAGUCUUUGGCUCUCCAGGUAAAGGUAUAUGAAAGCAAUAAGAAAUAAUCAAUCUCCAAAGAUGAAAUAGUAAAAUACAUGCUACAUAGGAUUAAAGAAUGGAGUCCAUCUGUCACUGGGCUUUAGCCCAUUUUGCAGCUUACCAAGUCCCACCACCCUCCUGACACCCGCCCAGCCUCUGUCACCCUCCACACACCCACAUGUGCUACUGCUGCAUUUAUCACGAUGGAAGUAGGAGUCAUGAGUGUUCUUGAGUUAGGAUCAGGGUUGAUAGUGUAAAUGUUCCACUUAUUAGGAGGAUGGAUAGUAGGAUGACGGCCAGGGUUACUUCAUAUGAGAUAGUUUGUGCUACUGCUCGUUGUGCUCCAAUUAGUGCGUAUUUUAAGUUUGAUGCUCAUCCCGAUCACAGGAUUGAGUAUACAGCUAGGCUGGAUGUGGCUAGGAUAAAUAGUACGCCCAGGUUGAUGUUGAUCAGGGGGUAUGGGAUUGGUAGUGGGGUUCAUAUGAUAAGGGCAAUGGAUAAAGCUAGGGUUGGGGCAAUUACAUAUAGUAGGGAUGAGGAUGUUAGGGGUUGUAGGGGUUCUUUGAUAAAUAGUUUUAUUGCGUCGGCAGAUGGUUGGAGGAGGCUGUUUGGGGCAACAACGUUGGGUCCUUUACGAAGUUGUAUGUAGCCCAAGAUAUUUCAUGCAGGGUGUUGUCUUUUCUUUUUCUUUUUUUUUUUUUUUUUUUUUUUUUGUAGAGACAAAGUCUCACUUUAUGGCCCUUGGUAGAGUGCCGUGGCUUCACACAGCUCACAGCAACCUCCAACUCCUGGGCUUAAGGGAUUCUCUUGCCUCAACCUAACAAGUAGCUGGGACUACAGGCGCCGCCACAACGCCCGGCUAUGGGUGUUGUCUUUUCAAUUGUGGAUAUUAUACUGGGAUUGAUCCAUGUCUGUACUGUUUAUGCAUUCAUACCUUCUUGCUAUAAAUAAAAGUUACUGUUUCCCUGUAACUUAGAAAAUUACAUAAUCUGAUAUCCUAAUGUUAGUUUAAUUCAUAACUUCCCAAACAAACUAAGUUUAUCUUACAGAAGUAGAAAACUAUUUAAAAAUUGAUCUGGGGUCAGGCACGCUGGCUCACACCUAUAAUCCUAGCACUUUGGGAGGCUGAGGUGGGUGGACUGUUUGAGCUUGUGAGUUUGAGAACUGACUGAGCAAGAGCAAGAACCCUCUCUACUAAAAAUAGAAAAACUAACUAGCUAGCCAUGGUGGUAGAAGCCUAUAGUCCAAGCUACUCUGGAAGCUGAGGCAAGAGGAUCAUUUGAGCCCGAGAGUUGAAGUUGCUAUAAGCUAUGACACCACAGCACUCUACCCAAGGUGAAUACAAUGAGACUCUGUCUCCAAAAAAUUAUUGUUAUUAUUAUUAUAAAAUAAAAAUUAAUCUGGGAGCUUAAACAUA
Molecule: messenger RNA, 7383 nt
Organism: Nycticebus coucang (slow loris)
Lineage: Eukaryota; Metazoa; Chordata; Mammalia; Primates; Lorisidae
Product: leucine-rich repeat-containing protein 37A2-like
Exons: 15
Coding region: 413-3325 (970 amino acids)
Molecular function (GO): protein binding
Source: RefSeq, a predicted model, not a curated record